UAUUCUAAGAUUUAUCUGGACAUCAAAUUUGCCGGUUGCUUCUAUGUUGGCAACAUAGUGAAUUUGAAAGCUUCUGAUAUUACCACAUUUCUGCUAAUCUGUCACGACUAUUGGAAACAUAUGUCCACUGUAAUGCUUAUACUUUUGGAUUUGCUGUACUAACAGGCAUUUCGCAACUCUAUGCAUAGCAU
Cylicocyclus nassatus is the source of this 191-nucleotide messenger RNA. The record is from the annotation of a GenBank genome assembly. NCBI's taxonomy places the organism in Eukaryota, Metazoa, Nematoda, Chromadorea, Rhabditida, Strongylidae.